AAGAUUCUGUGUAAUUAACGACAUGAAAUGCAGAGACUUCAUAAAAAAUCAAAAUAGUUUGAGAAAUGUACACAAUAAUGUGCUCUUAUCCAGAAUAACCGUAGACUCCCUCACAGCAACGCGUUCAUAAGACAGUCUGUCCCGGUCUAAUAUGGCGGCGAUUUAGACACACAAUUCAACGGCUAAUGUGAAGUUUAUGUUUGCAGAUCCAGCGACCUACCACGUUUUUUUGAAGUGUGCUUACACUAGUGAGCUAAAAGAGCAGUGAGACUCGCGAACGAUUUACAUUUUUGCGGGUGUUUUACAUUGUUUUACGUUAUAUCUCGUGGACGCAUUUAAAGCCAUGUCCGAAGCGGUGCGUGCGAUGUGUGACGAGCUUACAAAAGCUGUUAAUGUGAUGAUGGAUGCAGAAUCCAGCCAAAGAUACCGCCUGGAGGCCCUUAAGUUUAUUGAAGAGUUCAAGGAGAAAUGUCCCUUCUGUGUUGAGUGUGGUCUCCAGUUAGCGGACAAAUCACAGACUGCAGUGGUCAGACACUUUGGCUUGCAGAUACUGGAACAUGUGGUCAAGUUUCAGUGGAAUAACAUGUCACUGGAGGAGAAAGUCCAACUGAAAAACUGCACAAUGGAGCUGUUAUCACAUGGUAUGCAGCCGGUUCUGGAAGAGGAAUGUUAUGUUAAGGAUGCCCUGUCACGCAUAGUAGUUGAAAUGGUCAAGAGAGAGUGGCCGCAGCACUGGCCUGACAUGCUUAAGGAGAUGGAGGCGCUUACUGCUAUGGGGGAUGCUCAGACAGAACUUGUGAUGCUUAUUCUGUUACGGUUAGCUGAGGAUGUGAUCACAUUUCAAACAUUACCCAUUCAAAGACGGCGAGAUAUCCAGCACACCCUUACACAGAAUAUGGACAGCAUCUUCACCUUUCUGCUCGGUGUACUGCAGCUCCAUGUGAACGAGUACAAGAAACUGAAAAGCAUCGUUGGUCAAGAGUUAAGGAUGAAAGCUCACUGUCGUGUGGGUGUGGCUACUCUUAAUACUCUGGCGGGCUACAUUGACUGGGUUGCUCUAUGUCACAUCACUAAUGAGAACUGCCGUCUUCUGGAGAUUCUGUGCCUUCUGCUGAGUGAACCUGAGCUACAGUUGGAAGCUGCAGAGUGUCUUCUCAUUGCCAUUAGUAGAAAGGGAAAGUUAGAGGAACGGCAGCCUCUUAUGGUGCUAUUUGAUGAAGCUGCCAUGAAUUAUAUCCUUUCUGCUGCACGGUCUGCAGAUGGGGAAGCUACAUGCAACCAAUCAUCAAAUGGCAUCGUUGAAAGAAGAUACACAUUUUUGAAAAGGCUGUGUCAAGUUCUCUGUGCCCUUUGUGGCCAACUCUGCUCACUCGUGGGUUCAGAUGUUGAAGUGCCGGUUCCUGUUAACCUGAAUAAGUUUAUGGAAGCACUUCUGUCCUUCACUACCCAUCCCAGCCAGUUUUUGAGGUCUUCUAUUCAAAUCACAUGGUGUAGCCUAUUCCGACAUGAGGUUUUAUCAAAGGAUCCUGUAGUUGGCCAAAUGGCCAUCAAAUAUUUAGAAGUGGCAAGGAUUAAUCUUGUUAAGACUGGAUUUCCCUCAAAAAAUGAUAGUCAAGGCUGCGAUUUCUCCAGGAUGGACUUUGAUAGUGAUGAAGAUUUUAACUCCUACUUUAAUUCUUUCAGGGCUCAGCAGGGUCAAGCAGUUCGCCUGGCUUGCAACAUUGCCCCUUUUGAAGCCUUUCAGAUUGCUAGAGAAUGGCUCAAGCAUCAGAUAAGCACACCUAUAGAUACUGGUAGUACUACAUCCAAGACAGGGGAAGGUCUCUGUUCUGCUCUGUCCCCCUCAGCGGUUCAGUGGGAAGCCAUGACUUUCUUCAUUGAAUGUGUUUUUGGACAACUCUUCAAAAUGCCCGAGAAGGAGAAACAGCCUGUUGAUGGGAGCAUGGAGUUGUUGAGGGCGAUUGUGAACUAUGAGACGAGAGAUCCACUAAUUCUCUCAUGUCUUCUUACCAACAUAUCCACUCUCUUUCCCUUUGUGAAACACCAGCCUCACUUUUUGCCUCAAGUACUCUGUAAGAUAUUUCCUUCCAUCACAUUUGAGUUGGAAGAAAGCAAGGUGCCUUGGACUCGAGCUGUUAAGAACGUCAGAAGACAUGCGUGUUCCUCCAUCGUCAGGAUGUGUCGAGAUUUUUCUGAGCUUAUGCUGCCGUGUUUUGACCUGAUGUACGAGCAUGUGAAGAGGUUGUUCUCCGAUGAGUUGCUGCUGACGCAGAUGGAGAAAUGUGCCCUCAUAGAAGCCUUAAUACUUAUCAGCAAUCAAUUUAAUGACUACAACAAGCAGAAAGCCUUCCUGGUGGAGCUCAUGGCACCUGUUACUGCACAGUGGCUGUCAGGAGAGAUGAAAAGGGUGUUAUGGGAUCCUGCUGCUUUCUUGGCUUAUGUUGGAGCGGAUCAGGUGAACUGUGAAUCGGGCACAGAGGACCAAACUGGUAUUAACAGGGCACGGAUCAGUUUUUGUGUGUACACCAUAAUGGCAGUGGUGAAGCGUGCUCGUUGGCCUGCUGACCCUGAAGCAGCUAAAAGGGGCAACUUCCUGGUGGGGUACACUACUGAUGGAGCCCCUAUCUACAGAAAUCCCUGUGCUGAGACCCUGUGUCCCCUGCUACCUAACCUACUGGCCCUUAUCAGGACCCUGAGCAGUUUGUUCUUGCCAGAGAACCUUGCUCGGCUCAGCAACACCUUCACUAACGUUUAUGACAUAAUGGAUGUGGAAAAGAAUUUUGUUUUAGGAGUUGUUCAGCCAGUGUUAGAUGCCUACGAUACCCCAGUGUAUAGAACUGUUGUUGAACGCAUGCAGGGCUUCUUCUCCUCCCUCUACGAUAGCUGCUACCAGAUCCUUGGGAAUGCAGGUUCAUGCUUGGAACAAGAUUUUUAUGCAAUAGAGGGUUUGGUGGAACAGAUUGUUGGCUCUGCCUUUAUACAUCUUGACAGCCUUCCAGACCAUAGGCUUCGCUCCCUGCUCCGUUUAUUUGUGAAGCAGUUGGCUAUAUCCUGUCCUCACGAGUACUAUGACAGCCUUCUCUGUUUGCUGUUGGGCCCUUUGUUUCGUCAUCUACUGCAGAGACUAAACUUUCAGUGGCCGCUUGUCAACCAACGGACCAGUAAUUUGUGUGGUCAAGUGGAGGAUGAUACUUAUGAAGAGAACCAGGUGACUCGAGAAAUGGUGGAGGAACAGAUGUUGCGUUUGCUUACACGAGAGGUCAUGGACCUUCUGAGUGUGACUUGUAUUGCAAGAAGGUUUCCAGACUCCUUUGGGAAAAAAGAGGAAGAAGAGGGACACGAAGAGAUGAUGUUAAUGGAUUCCUCUCAUGGUAAUCAAAUGAAUGCUGCUCAGGCAUCAGAUGAGCUCUCAGAAUUGGGCAAGAAACUUCUUCAGUGUGAGGAUAUUUAUAUGACUCUCCUGACUAUUUCUUUUAAUUCCCUGUCCUGGAGAGACACUGUGAACUGCCAAAGAACUGCUAGUAUGCUCUGCUGGCCUUUGCUAAGACAGGUCGUUGAUGGUAACCUGCUACCAGAAGCUGUGACCUGGCUUUUCACCAGUGUACUGAAAGGACUGCAGAUGCACGGGCAGCAUGAAGGCUGUAAUGCAGCUCUAACUCAACUGUCGUGGCUCAUCUACGAGACUCUGAGGCCUCGGUACAUUGAGCUACGUUCCGUCAUGAAUCAGAUCCCAGACAUCCACAUAGAUGCACUUGAGCAGUUUGACCAAAAAAACAUCCAGCCCACUGGCUCAAAGGCUGCGGAGAAAAAGAGAAAGGAUCACUUUAAGAGACUUAUUGCGGGCACUGUGGGGAAACCACUAGGACAGCAGUUCAGGAAAUAUGUUCACAUCCGAAACUUACCAUCUCUUUUUAAGAAACCGAAGCCUACGCAAGAUAUUUUGGAGAACACUAAUGCUGCAGGACUGAUCGGACUAUUCAAUCCUGAGUGUGACAACUGCUGAGGAAACAGUCACUUUACAAUAUCUUAUGGACAGUUGACCUGGGUUUUUUUAGAGCAAUUCAUUAUUACACAAGAAGAGAACAUUUGUGUGUUCAUGUUACAUGAUUGGUUGUUUUUGUUGUUUUAUGUGUCAUUGUUAUCUUAAAAAAAUAAAAAGUUGUAUGAGGACCUCUGCUUGAAAAAGCAAUUUAACAGGAAAACAAAGUAACUUUGAAAGAGUAAUGCAAAAUCUUUGUAAUUUUAACUAAUUUAUUCUGUGAAUUAGAUGUCCAAAACCAGCAUCCAACACUACAUUCCAAUAUUGUAUGAUGGCCUUUUUUAAAUAAAAGACCAGGUCAAGGCUAAUUACCAUUUGACAUGACUGUGUACAGAUUGUGUAAAAUGUGUUGAUUUAUAUUCAGAAUUUUUAAUAAAUGUAUACUUGAACAGUU
Molecule: messenger RNA, 4433 nt
Organism: Triplophysa dalaica
Lineage: Eukaryota; Metazoa; Chordata; Actinopteri; Cypriniformes; Nemacheilidae
Product: exportin-5
Exons: 33
Coding region: 344-4003 (1219 amino acids)
Biological process (GO): protein export from nucleus; RNA export from nucleus
Cellular component (GO): nucleus; RNA nuclear export complex; cytoplasm
Molecular function (GO): small GTPase binding; nuclear export signal receptor activity; RNA binding
Source: RefSeq, a predicted model, not a curated record